CUUCAUUCGGUAUUCAACGUGAACCUCUUAGAAUGGUAUGUGGACCCAAAGAUUGUGGACGGUCAUGCAAAUCCACCAUGGCUGCAACCCAAAGUCAUAUUUGGAGAAAACCUGCUGGAUAUCAAAAGGAUAUUGGACAUACGGAAAGUCGGAUGUCGCUUUGAAUACCUGGUGGAACAUGUCAAUAAGCCUUCUUCUGAGACUAGUUGGUAUUUUUUGACAGACAUUCCCAAACCUUAUGAUGAAGUAAUCGAGACCUUUCAUCACCGACAUCCAAAAUUCCCGCAUCCAGCAUUCUUAAACCCGAGCCCAAAGUCUAAGCAGAGGGAACCACCUGACGGACCACAAGACGUACUUGCACCAGUGCCAAGCACUGAGUGGGUGACAGAUCCAGGUUAUUAUAUGCCUCCCACUUGGACUAUGACUCGCUCAGGACAUGUGGUGCACCCACCAAAUCGUGACAAAAUCUUGGAACAGAUUUCCAGAUAG
This is a messenger RNA of Cantharellus anzutake, 489 nucleotides long. RefSeq lists its product as uncharacterized. The transcript has a single exon. The record is from RefSeq and is a predicted model, not a curated record. Lineage: Eukaryota; Fungi; Basidiomycota; Agaricomycetes; Cantharellales; Hydnaceae. The annotation marks the transcript as partial.